Molecule: messenger RNA, 1551 nt
Organism: Ostertagia ostertagi
Lineage: Eukaryota; Metazoa; Nematoda; Chromadorea; Rhabditida; Trichostrongylidae
Source: the annotation of a GenBank genome assembly
CAGUUUAUUCGACACCCCGCCAUUGGGCUUGGUAACGCCGGCGCCUACACGUGUAAGGGAUCCAAUAGUCAUGCCACAGCUACAAAGAAUAUUUACGUCGAGGUUGUCGAGCCAUCUCGAGUGGCCACGGUGUCGAUUCUGGGGGGAUCCUCCCAAUGGUUUGAGCAGGGCGAGCCAUCAGAGCUCAUCUGUACGGCCACCGGCAGUUCCCUCGUCGACAGGCUUGAAUGGGUCAAGGUGGACGACCAGCUUCCAACCGACGUAGAGGAGCACAACGAACCCGGACUCCUGCACUUCCCUAACUUCAAGAACUCAUAUGCUGGCGAGUACGAAUGUCGCGGUUACCGUAAUAACGAGUUGAUUGCGUCGAGUUCCGUCCAAGUCUAUUCAUCUACUGACGACACCGAAGACGUGAAGGUCGAGAUCGAACCACCUCGUGUACGAAUUGUCUCGCAAGGCGAAUCCAUCGUGCUCAAGUGUACUGUCGAAGAUCCAAAGACGCGUGUAAUCUGGUGGCGUACAGAAAAUCUCACCGAUGCCUUAAUGAUCGGAUCUACGCAAUUUCUUCAUCUACAUAACGUUGAUGUGUGUGAUCGUGGAAUCUACUACUGUACUGAUGAAUUCACUAACUACGACUUCGCUCAUUCAAUUAACACUGUCAAUGGCGAACACUUUGAAUGGGCGCUGUUACGCGGCGGAAACAUCGUACGAAAACUUGGCAAUGAGGCCACACUUCACGUAAAAGGCGCCGAUCCAUCCAAUGAUUACGGAGUAUACAGAUGUAAUGUCGAAGACGAUAAUGGUGUCGUCUACAGUGGACAGAGUCCAUGGGCUAUAAAUGCUCAGGUGGUCAAAUUCGACGAGAAGUCCGAUGCUUCGUUCACCUGUCCGAUCUAUUCCGUUCCCGGAUCUAAGGUCGAAUGGUCUCGAGUGGAUGGCGAUCUACCCCCUAACGCAGUUCCCAAUGGAAACAAGCUCGACAUCAAGGACUUCGAUGACACUGCUGCCGGCAUGUACAUGUGUAAAGUAACAUUCGAUAAUAACGUCGUUGAAGGCUUCGUUGACGCACAAAUAUUCGGUAAGCGUGAAAGGAAAUUUUCGAAAAAAAAUCCUGAAUUGACGCCCUUCCAGUUCCGGACACCAUCAUUCAAGUUCUUCUUGACGUUUCAUCGGAGUCUGGUUAACGUUGGUGAUCGAGCAUGGUUCGACUGCAAGGUCACCGGAGAUCCAUCAGCUGUCAUUUCGUGGUCCAAGGAAGGAGCAGAUGAGUUGCCAGACAAUUCUCAGGUUACCGGAGGUCGAUUACUGUUCAACGAGGUGACGGAAGAUAACGCUGGAGUAUACAAGUGCCGAGCGAAGACGAAAGCCGGCCCAUUGGAGACGCGAACCGUGCUGAACAUCGGCUCAGCAAAACGCAAGCGCAAGCAUACCCGCGGUCGCCACGCCCGACGGAAUCAUCGACGGCGUGCUGCGACGAUUGCAUCAAGGCAACAUAAGAAAAAGCUUUCGUUGAUGCAAUCAACGUUCGGCUCAUGGUUUUCAACAAGUCAU